Anolis carolinensis (green anole) is the source of this 6160-nucleotide messenger RNA. It is a transcript of the gene cflar, whose product is annotated as CASP8 and FADD like apoptosis regulator. Gene Ontology annotation, biological process: proteolysis; regulation of apoptotic process. NCBI's taxonomy places the organism in Eukaryota, Metazoa, Chordata, Lepidosauria, Squamata, Anolidae. Gene Ontology annotation, molecular function: cysteine-type endopeptidase activity; protein binding. Bases 456 to 1868 code for a protein of 470 amino acids. The record is from RefSeq and is a predicted model, not a curated record. The transcript has 11 exons.
GGGGAGGGAGAAAAAGCUUUGUUGUGGUUUCCCUCGACCCUGAGUUGUUGUUUCCUCAUUUCGGAGCUCUGAGUCACAGCGGAGACUAAGGCUGAGAUCACGAGGGAAACUGAGUUGUUUUCCGCCUUCCUCAGAGGGGAAAAAACCAACUCUAAAAGACAAAGGCAUGGGAGGGACUGAGUCUCAGGACUGCGAACUUUAUCUGGAUAGUAGAUGAACUAUCUACUACCCAGAUAAAGAAUAGAAGAAGCCACUGGACCUAUGGAAGGGAAAGUUCAUUCUCCAGAACAUAUCUUGCUCAGUAAAAGACCCAAGACAAAAACCUUGCAGUCAGCAAGGGAAGAAAGAUACCAAGAGCAAAAGUGACGAUCUCCUCUCCUCCGCCCCCCCCCCCCCCCUUCAACGUGGCUUUCCUAUUUAAGACUGAAAGGAAUUGAAAAGAACAGUGGCUUGGGAUGACUGUUUACCGGGUGCCCGCCAGGCUUCUUCAUCAGAUUGAGCAGGAACUUGAUGCAGAAGAAAAGGAAACCAUGGUCUUCUUGUGCCAAGAUCUUGUUCCAAACCUUCCUGGGCUGGAUGUCCAGGGACUCUUGGUGGCUCUGAAUGAGAGGGAGAUGCUGACCCCUUCCUACUUGGCUGAACUGCUAUACAGAUUGAAGAGGUUUGAUUUGCUAAAGAAGAUCCUGUCAGUUGGGAGAACAACCGUGGAAGCCCAACUGGCCAGACAUCCUCUGAUGUUACCAAAGUACAGAGUGUUGAUGACAGAAAUCAAUGAAGAUCUGGGAAAAGAUGAUUUGCAGUCUCUUGGAUUUCUUCUGAUGAAUGAACUUGGUGCAUCCAAUGUGAAGAAGGCAAAAGAAAAGAGUUUCUUGACAAUUAUAAAUGACCUUGAGAAGCUAGAUCUGGUGUCGCCAAAUCAACUGGAUUUGAUAGAAAAUUGCUUCUUACACAUUCACAGGAAAGACUUGGCAAAAAAAAUCCAGAAGUUCAAACAGGAAGCUCUGGUGCAUCCUGUUGGUCAUCUGCCCAUCUGUGCAAACACCCUGCAGGCAACAUUUCCUAAGCUGUCCCUUGCUGACCCUCAAGUGAACAAAGGAAGGGCGCUCAAUGGAGCCGGUGUGGUUCAAGCUGAACCCUUUCACAUACCAAUACCAGAAACAGGAGGAUCUGCCACACAGGUGAUUAGCAAGUACAAAAUGCAGAGCCAGCCCUUAGGAGUGUGCCUGAUUAUAGAUUGUAUUGGGAAUGAUGCAGGAAUGCUUGCUGACACCUUCAGGGCACUGCGUUUUGAAGUUCGUUAUCACCCCUUCCUGAAUGUGGAUUCCAUGGUGUGUACAUUGAACGACGUGGCAAGACUCAAAGAGCACAAAGGCUAUGAUGCUUUCGUUUGUGUCUUGGUCAGCCGAGGAGACCACCAAGGCAUCUCCUGCACAGACCAUGUGGUUCCUGGGUUCUCCCUAGAGAGGGUGAAGCACUUUUUCGUUGGAGACAGGUGUCCUCACCUCUUAGGGAAGCCAAAGCUCUUUUUUGUCCAGAACUAUGUAGGGGCCAGAAGCUACCAACACAAUACCAGCCUGGUUGAGGCAGAUGGCAAUUUGUCUACUAUUCCACAAGUAGCAGACGUCCUUUGGAGCCAGAGUACACUGGAUGCAUCAGUUUUGGACAGAUCCCCAAACUCCUCUUCCUAUUACCUGACAGCUCUAGCAACCCUCUUGAGAGAUCCACACAAAAGGAACCUGCCUCUGUUGGAUAUUCUUGUGGAGCUGAACAAUAGAGUUUAUGAGAGGAACAGGACUAACCCUGCCGAGCAGUAUUCACUUGUGUUGAAACACACCCUCAGAAAGAAGCUUUUCCUUUCCAGCAGCUAAACAUGCAUACCUAACCUGUGAUGGGUGUGACCUGAAACAGCCUGUUUUGUUAAGAAACAUGUGCUUUUUAAAAGCUUUAACUCAACUCAAGUUUCAGACAGAGGCCUUAGGGACACAACUGAUUAACAUCUAGCACAUCAUCAAAUAUAUGUGUAUGUGCAUACACACCACACGCACAUCUUUCUAAGUCCUGAGAGGAUGUGAGAUCAAGUGUAGUCACACACGAGGCCCCGCACAGAUGGGUCCAGCAGACAGAAGGAGAUUUUGGCUACCAUCAGCCCCAUAUUGCUGCUUGUUUAGAUAGCAGGCGCUCUGAUAGAAAUGCCAUUAAUGAAAAGGAAUGUAGCAAAAGAGGGACAUCUUUGAGUUUUGACAACAUGAACACUCAUUUGAUUUUGAAGUCUUACUGUUCACAGGCUUUGAAGGUCGAAGUGCCAGACUUCUCCAAGCUGGUGUCUUCGGGUGCCUUGGAUUACUACAGCACCCAUAAUCCAAGUAGCCACAGGGACUGGGGUGUUGCAAUACAAUAUUUUGGAAGCGCAUUAGCUAUGGAAAAAGCUGGUUUGGAUUCUUAUACCAGUUGGGAUGGUGUGUAUACCUUGCCUAACCCAGUUGCUGAGUUUUAACAUAUUUCGUGGACUUAAUCCUGAGUUCAUUCCUCCACCACCAUUGGGACUUUUGCAAGAUUUACUGAGGGUGUUAUUGAAGAGUAAUUGUUUCAGUGGCUAGCUCCUCCUAUGUCCCUGGGUUCCAAUUGUUUUAGUGAUGAAUUCCACAGAGAGAAGAUACACUCUUUCUUAUAUCCUUUACAUUCAGCUUCCUACUAGGCACAGCAAUUGAGCCGUCACAUACAUACAGAUAGGCAUAGCACAGGCAUGGGCAAACUUUGGCCCUCCAGGUGUUUUGAACUGCAACUCCCACAAUUCCUAACAGCCUACUGGGCCGAAGUUUGCCCAUACCAUAGCAUCAAAGCACCACUAUUCUAGCAGAGUCUGUGUUGCCGUGGGUUCAUGACAGUCCAAAUAAGCUUACUUAGGAAUGCAGGCACAUGGCAAGGAAUAGGCAAUACAUUUUUGGGGAUGAAAAUAACCACCUAAUAAUAGCUUGAAAAAUAUAACAAAAUGGGAUGUUUUACUGCUGGUGAUUGCUUGUGUACUAGCAAUUAAAGAGACCUUAUGUACAGUAAUAUGUUUUAAUGCUUCUCAUUUUGCCUAAUAAAUACUAUAUAUUUUACUUAUGGGUAUAACUAAUACUUUGUGAAGCUUUUUGGUUAUUUGUAUGUACUGUUUAAUUGUUUUGCAUUUCCUUCCCGCUCUCACCUUUGGUCUAUGCUGUUGUAAUCUUAAGCAGGUAAAUGUCCAGUUAUGAGUUUUCUGUUAAGAUGCUAACCAAACCUUGUUCUUUUGCAGAUUUCUAAACUAAUUCCACUUUUAUUCAGUACUAUAUCAUCUUUGUUUUGGAAUACAAAAAUUAAAAGUAAUGCUUCUCUUUUUAAAUAAGCAUCUAUUUCAUUUUUAGAGAGAGUUAUCACAUGCUGCAGCUACAGCUCCCAGACUUACCCAAGAAUAAAACUCUGGGCACGAUGCUGGGAAUGGUAGUUCAGAAAAAUAAUUUACAAACUAACUUAACAGUAGACACUAGACAGCUAAGUGGUACAUAGGGGAAUUUGCCUUACAUUGGGCUUACAUCAUUGCUUCACUUACCCCCAUGUUUGUCCACAUUGAUGAACCUCAGAUUGUCUAGAUGGCAUGCAUCAUGUGCUCCACUGUUUUUUUUUCUUUUUUAGCUAUAGCUGUAUUCAUAAAACUUAAUAUUAAGUUCUUCAGUGUUUAUUUUUAAAAGUUUGUUCUUAAAUGGUUGGUCAUUGCCAACACAACUAAGGCCAAAUGAAGAACGGGAUAUGUCUUGCACAACUGCCUUGCUCCAUCUCCAACUUCCUUGCUGCAGUUACUAAUUGCUUAGUUUGCUUUGCUGAAGUUAGGACUUUUUGAUCAAAAGUGUAUGAAAGCAGCCCCUUAAUAUUAGUAUGGGCAGCCUUCCACAUUCACUGGAGUUAGGGACAUAGAAACCCCAUGAAAGUGGGAAACUUGAACAGAGUUUUCCAAGCAUCUCAUGUUUGUGACACACUUUUUCUACAUUUUGUGACAUGUUAAUUCAGUUUUCUUAGCAAAACGGAAGUUAACCAACCCUUUAUAAGAGAUAUGGACAUUGUAAUAACUAAAUUAUUAGGGAUGCAACAUACUUCGUGAAAAUAUUUUUAAUUUGUUUUUAAUGUCAUUUAUUGUUACUCCACAAACUCAAGACGUUUCACAUUAUGUUCAUGUGACACACCAACAAGCUGACACACAGUUUGGAAAGCUCUAACCUAGAGAUUCACAGAGAGAGCAUUUUAAUCAAAUCCACAAAUGAUCAAAACUGCUGAAGUUAUAUCUACAAAUGUAGAGGGCCAGCAGUACAGUGUUUUAACAAUAACUACACUGCUUUAAUAAUAUAAUUAUGAAGUCUGGGAAUAUAUAUAUAUAGCUAUGGAGUCUGUUGCCCUAUAUACGCACACCUGUAAAAAGGCGUUUAUUUUGUUUAUAAUGUUCUUUGAUUUUGUGAAGACUUUGAAAUACAGAUUGUUAAAACCUUUGGUAUCUUCCAGAUUUUCUUAAUCUUUUUUGUUUGUUUAACAGACAAUCAUGUACAUAAUUAAGAACUGUAAACAUAGCAAACAUAGGAUCAGAUUGUAAGGCAACAGUCUUACACAUAAAAGAAAUGGGAUUUGCAAAUAAAAUAACAUAUUAAAAGCCUGUGUUGCAAUAUUUCUAGUGGUUAUCACCAGAUCCUACUGUUAUUACUUGUAUGUUUAAUGACACAUAUAAAUCAGGGUGGUGAACCUUUGACCCUAUCUCAGUCAUGAGUAAACUUCGGCCCUCCUAGUGUUUUGGACUUCAACUCCCAGAAAUCCGAGCCAGCUAACUAGCUGUUAGGAAUUGUGGGAGUUGGAAGUCCAAAAUAUCUGAAGGGCCAAAAUUUGCCCAUGCCUGCCAUAGCUCUACCUUACGUAGCAUGCUCCAAGGAUAUGGAGGGUCCAAGAUUCUUCAACCUGGAUUUACAGAGAAAUGUGGCCAUCUACAUGUACAUAAUAUACUACCGUGUUUCCCCGAAAAUAAGACAGUGUCUUAUAUUAAUUUUUGCCCCCAAAGAUGCGCUAGGUCUUAUUUUCAGGGGAUGUCUUAUUUUUCCAUGAAGAAUUCACAUUUAUUGUUGAACAAAAAAUGAACAUUUAUUAUAUACUGUACAGUAGUUGUCACAAAGCAGCAUAACUAGACAAACUGAAUCCUAUCAAGAAUUUCUUGUUACUACCAAUAUUUCCAUGUACAACACUCUAUGGUACGUACAUUUAUCGAUCCUGCAUGCUCUGGUAUUCUUUUCGGUGGGCAUGCUUCCAAACAAAAACUUUGCUAGGUCUUACUUUCGGGGGAGGCCUUAUAUUUAGCAAUUCAGAAAACCUUGACUAGGUCUUAUUUUCUGGGGAUGUCUUAUUUUAGGGGAAACAGGGUAUUUAUCUUUGCUCUGUAAACUAAUAUUUUCCCCAAGUACCAGAAGUCCCCCAACUUACUUGUACAGAAGCAAGUGGAAGAGGGAGAUGAAGCAAAAAAGUACAAACCCUCAUAACUAUGACUAUCCACAUCUCAAAUUACAGUAGAGUCUCACUUAUCCAAGCCAUUUUUGUAGUCAAUGUUUUCAAUAUAUCGUGAUAUUUUGGUGCUAAAUUCAUAAAUACAGUAAUUACAACAUAACAUUACUGCGUAUUGAACUACUUUUUCUGUCAGAUAUGUUGUAUAACAUGUUUUGGUGCUUAAUUUGUAAAAUCAUAACCUAAUUUGAUGUUUAAUAGGCUUUUCCUUAAUCUCUCCUUAUUAUCCAACAUAUUCGCUUAUCCAAGCUUCUGCCGGCCCGUUUAGCUUGGAUAAGUGAGACUCUACUGUAAUCAAUUUUCUUGCUAUCACAAGCUUGUUGUAUAGUAACGAAGAAUAUUAUCAUGUGAACCAUCAUGACAUUAGUAUUCUCAUUGAUGAUGCGUGUUUAUGUAUUUUAUAUUGUUUUAUUGUGAUUAUUUGGGCUUGGUCCCAUGUUAGCUGCCCAAGUCCCUGAGGGGAGAUGGAGGCUGGGUAUAAAAAUAAAAUUAUCAUUAUUAUAAUUCAGUGGUACAGUACAGUAUUUUAAUCUUGUCUAGUUCCGUCACUGUAUAUUUUCCUGAUCUGUACUGUUUGCUUUCUUUUUAUUAAAAAAAAAUCUUUCCAGAA